Cariama cristata (Red-legged seriema) is the source of this 1553-nucleotide messenger RNA. RefSeq names its product leucine rich repeat transmembrane neuronal 4 (gene LRRTM4). The annotation marks the transcript as partial. The record is from RefSeq and is a predicted model, not a curated record. NCBI's taxonomy places the organism in Eukaryota, Metazoa, Chordata, Aves, Cariamiformes, Cariamidae. The transcript has a single exon. Gene Ontology annotation, molecular function: protein binding.
GUUUCCAUUUAAUUAAGCAGCUGAGAGGCAUGAGUGUGGUGUUAGUGCUACUUCCUAUGGUGCUGUUUGUUAUGCUUGCGGGGGCUCAGCGAGCUUGCCCCAAGAACUGCAGAUGCGAUGGCAAGAUUGUGUACUGUGAAUCUCAUGCGUUCAGAGACAUCCCUCAGAAUAUUUCUGGAGGGUCUCAAGGCUUAUCGUUACGGUACAACAGCAUUCAGAAGCUUAAAUCAAAUCAGUUUGCAGGCCUGAAUCAGCUCAUAUGGCUUUAUCUUGACCAUAAUUACAUCAGCUCCGUGGAUGAGGAUGCAUUUCAGGGGAUCCGCAGGCUGAAGGAAUUAAUUCUAAGCUCCAACAAAAUUACCCAUCUGCACAACAAAACAUUUCACCCAGUCCCCAACCUCCGCAAUCUGGACCUCUCUUACAACAAGUUGCAGGUGUUGCAGUCUGAGCAGUUCAAGGGCCUUCGUAAACUCUUGAUCUUGCAUUUGCGGUCUAACUCGCUGAAAACCGUGCCGAUUCGAGUGUUCCAAGACUGCCGAAACCUUGACUUUCUGGAUUUGGGCUACAACCGCCUGCGGAGCUUAUCCCGUAAUGCUUUCGCUGGCCUUUUGAAGUUGACAGAGCUCCACUUGGAGCACAACCAGUUUUCUAAGAUCAAUUUUGCCCACUUUCCACGCCUCUUCAACCUUCGCUCGAUUUAUUUGCAGUGGAAUAGGAUCCGGUCUAUUAGCCAAGGGUUAACGUGGACUUGGAGUUCCUUGCACAACUUGGAUUUAUCAGGAAAUGACAUUACAGGGAUAGAGCCUGGGACCUUCCAGUGCCUCCCCAACCUGCAAAAGCUGAACCUGGAUUCCAACAAACUCACCAACAUCUCUCAGGAGACCAUCAAUACAUGGAUCUCGCUCAUCUCCAUCACUCUGUCUGGAAAUAUGUGGGAAUGUACGCGGAGCAUUUGCCCUCUGUUUACUUGGCUUAAGAAUUUCAAGGGAAAUAAAGAAAGCACUAUGAUAUGUGCAGGCCCUAAACAUAUCCAGGGUGAAAAAGUGAGCGAUGCUGUGGAAACAUAUAAUAUCUGUGCUGAAAUCCAGGUGGUGGUUACUGAAAGAUCAUACCAGGCACCCAAAACUCCCCAGAGACCUAUCUUCAUUCCCAAACCUACCAUUUCCAAACUUGAAAGCAAUCAGCCAACAUCGGUUAUGCCAAGCCCUUCUGCAGACAUCCCAACACCUGGAGUGGAACCAGAGUAUGAGCACGUUUCCUUUCACAAAAUAAUUGCGGGGAGCGUGGCCCUCUUUCUUUCUGUGGCCAUGAUUUUGUUGGUUAUCUACGUGUCGUGGAAGCGCUAUCCAGCCAGCAUGAAACAGCUCCAGCAGCAUACUCUCAUGAAGAGGCGCAGGAAAAAGGCCCGAGAGUCUGAAAGGCAAAUGAACUCCCCUUUACAGGAGUAUUACGUGGACUACAAGCCAACAAACUCUGAGACCAUGGAUGUAUCGGUUAAUGGAUCUGGGCCCUGCACGUAUACCAUCUCUGGCUCCAGGGAAUGUGAGGUAUGA